CCAAUGCGCUUUCCCUACAACCUCAUCGAUGUCGAUGGCUCAUUCCAACUUGCCUGUUCAUCACUUCUCAUCUCUUCGUACCGCCCCUUGGCUCCAAUAUUUCCCUCUUCCUCUCCUCCACACAACCCUCUCGCCGAUGCCCACGCCAAUGUGCAUCAUGCAUUGGAUUUGAACGCCUCACUCAACCCACUCUUUUCUCGCGCUCUACCCCUGUACCCGGCCCGGCGUCUUCUUGUGCAUGGCGACUGGGAGUCAGUUUCUGGCCCUUGCUUUGGUCGAGGUCUGGGCAACUGUGCCGCUCCCGAGGCGUCCAUCAUCAUCACGCCAGCCAUCUUUCACAACCAUCGCAGGGCUCCUACCGACAGCUGUGCCGCUCUGUUGCCAGGGAAAUCCUUUGCCCGGAGACCUUGCCCUACUACGUAGAGAAGGAUGGGCACCCAUGGCAUCAGGUUGCCAACUGGCUUACUUUCCAGAAGGUCUGACGCACCUGACCAUUGGGAAUUCCCUCAAUACCAAAGUUCCCCAGACUCAAUUGCCUACCUCUAUUCCCUGUUCUGCACGUUGUUGGCUGUCGUUCGGCAACGGCGGGGCAGUGCGGGGAGCUGGGAAAAGAAAUAUCGAUUGCGCAAGUGCCCGCAGAAGAGCAACGACACAGACGAAGCCAUUGACCCCGCGUCCUCGACUCCUCGUCAACCGUCAACACAAAAAUCGCGGGGCAUGCGACAACAAUGCGAAGUUGCCUACCAACUUCCUGCUGACCGUCAGCUCUCACCCAUGUUCCGUGGCGCCACCCCGACGCGACUUAUUCGCACAGCGUCCAAGAGGCUGGAGGCUUUGCCGCAUGCACAGUCUGAUCCGUUUGUCAUAGCUUCGAUUCUCGAUUCUCGAUGCUCAAUGCUCUUGAGCCGCUCCUUGUCAGUCACUUCAGCCGACACGCGACUAACAUACCCGAGCCAUUAUGGCGUGCUUUACUUAUCAGAUAGUUUCUCCAUCCGCUCUAGAGUCGCCGGCCAUCUCGCACCAGCAAAUGUCUGCCCUUCCGGGGCCAUGUUCCGGGGCUAUCAGGAUUAGCUGUUACUAUUCCUGAUAGAAACCAACACAUCAGACUUCAGUCUAGGGCGGCUGGUCCUAGCUGGGGCGAGUCGGGGGUAUCCCGCGGGAAACAAUGGGCCACCUGGACGAUCGCUGGGUCAUACUAUGGCAAUGGCGGCACUUGGGGAACUUGUGCCGAGCUUCAGUUGUCAACCCACGAACACGCCGGCCAUACGGGCAACAAGCGGCUUCACGUCUUGGCUGCCAACUGGGCACAGUCGGGCAAUGGCUCAGCCUGUUCUACCCAAUUUCGCGAUGGUUUUUGGAGUAUUCCAAAAAAAAAAAAAAAACAUGCAUCUUCCAAGCAAGUCUAGUAAACGGAUGACCGAGGUCUAGUUUGUCAACACUGUUUUUCUUGGAUUUGCCCGGCGCUGG
Messenger RNA from Colletotrichum acutatum, 1467 nucleotides. RefSeq lists its product as uncharacterized. Lineage: Eukaryota; Fungi; Ascomycota; Sordariomycetes; Glomerellales; Glomerellaceae. The transcript has a single exon. Bases 430 to 1071 code for a protein of 213 amino acids. The record is from RefSeq and is a predicted model, not a curated record.